AUGUUGAUAUUUCAGGUUGCGGCUGAGAAACCAUUUGCUGACAUUCCUCUCAGGGGGCGGCCAACUUGGGUUUCUAUUAGCGACGGCCUCAGCCUCAUUGUUGUGGGAUACACAGAUGGGGGAUUUGACAUCCGCCUACUCCCCAGUGGCGAAAUUGUUCAACAACGCAUUGGGAUAAGAAAAAGCCACUAUGUAUUGCAAGGAUCUGUAGGGGGUAUCAAUGACGCCUUUGUCUUAAGGCCCGAAGAAGAUGGUUACAUAAGCGUCUGGGACCUGAAUUCGGGAACUCUUGCAGGGCUCGAACAGGGCCACUGUCCUUCUCGGACAAACCAUGCCACAUGGAGCCCGGUCGACCCUUAUCUCUUUGCAUCUGGCGGAGACGAUAAUAAAUGCAAGAUUUGGUCGUGUCAAAACAAUUUGCCUAUCGACCACGAGUACCGACGACUGGCGGAGGAGGCCUCACGCCCUUGA
Trichoderma virens Gv29-8 is the source of this 471-nucleotide messenger RNA. RefSeq lists its product as uncharacterized. Gene Ontology annotation, molecular function: protein binding. Gene Ontology annotation, cellular component: GID complex. NCBI's taxonomy places the organism in Eukaryota, Fungi, Ascomycota, Sordariomycetes, Hypocreales, Hypocreaceae. Gene Ontology annotation, biological process: proteasome-mediated ubiquitin-dependent protein catabolic process. Bases 1 to 471 code for a protein of 156 amino acids. The transcript is spliced from 3 exons. The record is from RefSeq and is a predicted model, not a curated record.